Molecule: messenger RNA, 546 nt
Organism: Laccaria bicolor S238N-H82
Lineage: Eukaryota; Fungi; Basidiomycota; Agaricomycetes; Agaricales; Hydnangiaceae
Exons: 4
Biological process (GO): translation reinitiation; formation of translation preinitiation complex
Molecular function (GO): mRNA binding; translation initiation factor activity
Source: RefSeq, a predicted model, not a curated record
ACACCCCCGGUUCAAGUCAUAUAUUGCGCAGUCUGCACAUUUCCUCCUGAAUACUGCGAAUUUGGGUCUAGUUUUACGCGAUGUAAAGAAUGGUUGAAGGAAGAGCAUCCAGAUCUGUUCGACAAGUAUUACUCAGAGGAUGCGCUGCAAGCAAGACUGGGCACCAUAAGUCUUGAGGCUCAAACGAAACUAGAAAAGGACACCGCAAAGAAGGAGGCAAAAGCGGAGGCUAAGGCCAACGCCGAGCUAAAGAAGAAGAUGGCGUCGCAAGUAAUAAUCAAGCGUAUUGAGCGUACGAAACGCAAACAUGUCACCUCCAUCUACGGAUUGGACGCUUUCGGGAUUGACUUGAAGAAGGCAGCAAAACAGUUCGCAUCGAAAUUUGCUACUGGAGCAUCGGUCACCAAGAAUCCGCAAGGGCAGGACGAGGUUGUGGUCCAAGGGGAUGUGAGUGACGAAGUUCUGGAAAUGAUCGAGCAAGGGGUCGGUGUGUUGAAGGGGAUCCCCGAAGAUAAUGUGGAGAUUGUCGAGGAUAAGAAGAAGAAG